AAUCCACAUAACAAAAAUUAGUACUCCAUACUUAGAACUGAGGGAAAUGGAUUAUCCUUUGUUACAUGAAUUCAAAAGGCAGGCUUCCUUCUUCCUCAAAGAGAAAAUCAAGACUGCUCGACUCGUGGUUACAGAUGUUACUCAUACUCAACUGCUGGCUGAAGAAGCUACAACUGGAGAUUUGAUUGCACCAAACAUGCAAACCAUGAGACUAAUAUCGCGUGCAGCCUUUGAAAUUGAUGAUUAUUGGAGGAUAGUUGAUAUUCUGCAUAACAGGUUUUCUUUAUUUUGUUGCAUUACUAAGUCAUUGAUCUUAUUUGUAUUUCCCUUGAUUUGGAAUCUUUGGUUUGGUGUGUGUUUGUUGUUCUUUACUCGAAAACAGAAAGUAUUGCAGAGGAAUUUCAAAGUGAUGAAGAUGUCAUCAUUCCAAUAUGUUGAUGAAAAAGGGUUUAAUUGGGGAUCAAGUGUUAGAAACAUGUCAGAGAGGGUUAUAAAACUAUUGGAAGACAGGAGUUUCCUGAAAAAGGAGAGGGGAAGAGCGCGAAAAGUGACAGUUGGAAUAAAAGGAUUUGGGAGUUUCUGCAAAUGUCCUGUUUCAAGCGAAGAAAGCAUGAAAGAAGCCAUUUCCGAGAGGUACCUGAGAAGCAAUUCUGGCUUUACUGAUUGCCACAACAAAGAGAACCAAAUCAUGGCCUCAGAUAAAGGGUUCUCUUGCAAGCAAAAAUUGGGAAAAAGUUGGAAUAUAGAAAGUGUUAUAGAUGAUACAACUGGUGAUGCCAUGGAAUGGAAUCAACAUCCAUUCUAUGGUAAUCACAGCCGAGCUUCAUUGUUUUACAUCUCUGGAUUAAGCGGCAAAGCAAUAUCACUAUCGUUGGAGAAGAAAAAAGAAGGGUAGGAUGAGAAGCUCUAUUUGAUAGAAGUUGUGUCAAGUCUAUGUAUGCUUAGGUGUGCUUUCAUGUCAAUGAAACUUUUCUUCCAACAGAGAGAUUCAUAGUUCAAAGACAUGUUAUAAAGCAAAUCACUUUAGACAUAAAUAUGGAUACUGUCAAUUCAUAGUUAUUUACACAACUCAAACUUAACCAGUCACUCCAAAGUUCCCCUUCUCGUUAGGUACUUGAAUAU
Molecule: messenger RNA, 1122 nt
Organism: Solanum tuberosum (potato)
Lineage: Eukaryota; Viridiplantae; Streptophyta; Magnoliopsida; Solanales; Solanaceae
Exons: 4
Coding region: 47-895 (282 amino acids)
Biological process (GO): endocytosis
Cellular component (GO): endosome; clathrin vesicle coat; plasma membrane
Molecular function (GO): phospholipid binding; clathrin binding
Source: RefSeq, a predicted model, not a curated record